UCAUGCUGCUGCCAAGUCCAGAGUCUCUCAUGGGUCCCUGUACGGCCUCCCAUUGCUGCUGUCUCCAUCGCCACACUCUGCCAUGUGCCACUUUCAGGUCUCCUCACACACUGCUGGUGUGUUGAAUUUUUUGACAUAGGGUGCUGGCAGAUUACGGGCCUCCCAUAGCUGCUGCCAGGCCCCUAAUCUGCCAUGGGCCCCUAUACCGCCUCCUCAUGCUGCUGCCAGGUCCAGAGUCUCUCAUGGGUCCCUGUACGGCCUCCCAUUGCUGCUGUCUCCAUCGCCACACUCUGCCAUGUGCCACUUUCAGGUCUCCUCACACACUGCUGGUGUGUUGAAAUUUUUUGAC
Staurois parvus is the source of this 349-nucleotide messenger RNA. NCBI's taxonomy places the organism in Eukaryota, Metazoa, Chordata, Amphibia, Anura, Ranidae. The record is from the annotation of a GenBank genome assembly.